Eutrema salsugineum is the source of this 1009-nucleotide messenger RNA. RefSeq lists its product as uncharacterized. The transcript has 2 exons. Gene Ontology annotation, biological process: regulation of DNA-templated transcription. The record is from RefSeq and is a predicted model, not a curated record. NCBI's taxonomy places the organism in Eukaryota, Viridiplantae, Streptophyta, Magnoliopsida, Brassicales, Brassicaceae. Gene Ontology annotation, molecular function: double-stranded DNA binding. The coding region runs from base 229 to 825 and encodes 198 amino acids.
GUUCGGUUCGGUUCGGUAAUUUCACCCAAUCCUGACUGUUCGACACAACGCAAAGGCACAAUUUCUGAAAGCGACCUCAUUUUUGAGCUUUCAUCUCUUAACAAAAAUGGUUGGUUCCUAUAUUGAUCACCGUUUCAGACUCGUGUACUUGACUCGGUUGCACAUCUGACUCAGUGAUUCGAAUUUCUCCGGCGACCGAGUUAAGAGUACAUCCUCGGACUCCAGGAGAUGUUAGGAAGCUCUCUAGCAUCACCUUUGGCAACAUUUGGUUCAUACACAGAUGUUUUACUACCAUUGAGCAUGAACUCGUCGCAUCAUGGUGUGGCUAGAGUAAGGACAUCUCGUGUUUCUUUGCAAAAGAAGUGGAUAGUGUUUUGUUCAGCAGCACAAGCUGAAACCUCUAGUAAAGAUCCAAAGACAUGGGAAGAAUGCAAAGAAGCUCUGUCUUGUUUUGAUUUUAAUGUAGAGGAGCAAGACAAGAUACUAGGAAAAGCUUUUGGUCAUCUCCACUCGCCGUACUGGACGGAAGAACGAAUGAAAGAGAACCCAAAGGUGGAAACUUUGAAUCAGAUACUUGAGUUUCUUAGAAGUCUCGGUUUAUCAGACGAAGAUCUGCACAAGGUGAUGAAGAAAUUCCCGGAAGUACUCGGUUGUAGCCUAGAAGAUGAGAUGAAACCCAACAUUGGGAUCUUGGAGAAUCAGUGGGGGAUUACGGGUAAGUCACUGCGAAAUCUGUUGCUUCGGAAUCCGAAAGUGUUGGGGUACAAUGUGGAUUGUAAAGGAGAUUGUGUUGCUCAAUGCACUCGGUGUUGGGUUCGGUUUUAAUUCAUUGGGGCUUCAUGCAAAAUGAUCAUUGAUGUUUUACUUUAGCGUGUUAGCUUACAAUAAGAGUAAAAUUUUGAUUUGUAUCUAGUCCCUCCAUCUUCUUGUUCCGUCACAACGAUUUGAAUAAACAAUCAUUGAUCAUUGAUCCUUGAUUUAUUAAGUACCAAUGUGGAUACUUGCACUA